AUGCCAUGCCAAGAUCGCUGUGCAUUGGGAUGUAUCGAUCGCUUGGAGGAUUGGCUCUACCAACGUGGCUACUGCAAGUUGAUCUUCGGCUUUCUAAAUCGCUUCAUGAAACAACUUGGAAAUGCUCUCGUGUUUGCCGUUUACAUUCUCACUGCCGUCAUCACUUUUACAUCGUAUGCAAUUCUUCUUCCCUAUGAACAGAAGUAUCAAUCGCCAUGGAUUCUUUCGAUUUACGCAGCGGUCGGCUUCUACUUUUGCAUUAGCAUUGUUUACCAUUACACGAUGGCUCGGACACUUCCGCCAAUCAGCAAUCACGGGAAAGAAGGCGACAAAUGGUGCUCAAAAUGUGCCAAUUGGAAGUGUCCUCGAACUCAUCACUGCUCGGUUUGCCAAAAAUGUGUCUUGGGGAUGGACCAUCAUUGCAUUUGGGUGAAUCAAUGCGUCGGCACGCACAAUCAUCGCCAUUUCUUCAUGUUCAUCUUUUUCCUCAGCUUCACAACGAUUAUGAUUGCAUGGGUCGGCUUCAACACUAUCUACGAUCAUGUUUUUGAGGUGCGCUAUUUGACUGAAUAUUUCUAUUGCACUACGACGUUGGAUUACGCACCUUUACAAACAUGGAUUUGCGAUCAAGGGGAAUUGGCUAGGAAUUUGAUUAUCUUUGUUUACUUGCUCUGUGCGUUGCUCAUCCUCUUGGUCGGAGGACUCACCCUCUGGAACGUUUACCUCAUCACAAAAGGGUUUACAUAUGUGGAUUACUUGCUUUCUCAACUCAAAAUGGUGCGCUACUUCGUCGAGGAGAAAGGCUGGGAUGGACGAACGAUCGGCUAUCGUAAUCCAUAUGAUCUGGGGUGGCGCGAGAAUUGGCGGAACUUCUUGGGAUUGCGACGAAAUCGAACCUUCUGGCGCCAUGUGCUUCUCCCAUCUGGCCAUCCGCCAAUCAUCAUCGACGAGAAAGGAGAUCCCGAAAGCGUUCUUGUUGUUGAGCAGGUU
Molecule: messenger RNA, 990 nt
Organism: Mesorhabditis belari
Lineage: Eukaryota; Metazoa; Nematoda; Chromadorea; Rhabditida; Rhabditidae
Source: the annotation of a GenBank genome assembly